AUGACCACAGUGGAAUCCAUUACAGCCGAAGCCCGUCAAUUGCAUCGCAAGGGCGAUUACGGUGCGGCCAUGAAGUGUCACUUUGAAGCGCUGGAAAUGUUGGAAAACGAGAACGGCCGAGUUCACAUUGACACGGCGGACCGAUAUCGUCGCAUGGGCGCCGUCAUGGACGAUGCGAAUGAUUUUGACAAGGCACGAGAGUACUUUGAAACGGCCAUUUCCAUCCUCAGUGAUAUUGACACCAACGAAGCUCGAUUGACGCAAGGAGAAAUCUGUGAAGCCGUGGGUAAUCUCCUGUACAAGCAAGAAGACUACCAUGCCGCUAUUGAAAAGUUUACCGAGGCUUUGGGAGUCUUGAAAAGUUGCGAUGGAGCCGAUGGGGCCAAAAUGGAUGAAAUUGAGUAUCUGAUAGAAGUAGCACACAUGAUGGCGGAUUGA
Molecule: messenger RNA, 438 nt
Organism: Seminavis robusta
Lineage: Eukaryota; Bacillariophyta; Bacillariophyceae; Naviculales; Naviculaceae
Source: the annotation of a GenBank genome assembly